Messenger RNA from Leptidea sinapis, 552 nucleotides. Its product is annotated as TP53-regulated inhibitor of apoptosis 1-like. The record is from RefSeq and is a predicted model, not a curated record. Bases 200 to 445 code for a protein of 81 amino acids. The transcript has 2 exons. Lineage: Eukaryota; Metazoa; Arthropoda; Insecta; Lepidoptera; Pieridae.
CAGUUGUCAGAUGUCAGAACUCAAACCGGGGCUCACGCACCACGGUAAAUAUUAACCAAAAUAAUCAAAUGGUAAAUGGUAAUAUUCAGACAAAAUAUCUGCUCUCACGUGUAGUGUGUACUGUGUACAUAACAUAAAAUACAUAGCACAUUAUUUACGACGACUAACGUGACGAGACGAGACUCACAGUGGGCCUAAUAUGAAUAGUAUCGGCGAGGAGUGUACUGACCUGAAAAAAAAGUAUGAUGAUUGCUUCAAUACGUGGUUUUCAGAGCGUUUCUUAAAAGGUGACCACGACGAUUCCAUGUGUGCGGGAAUUUUUAAAAUUUAUCAAGAAUGUGUGAAGAAAGCAAUGAAGCAACAAAAUAUUGAUUUUAAGGAUCUAGAUAAGGAUGUUUUGGGCACAGAAAGCGAGUUCAAAACCCCACCAGAAGGCACCAGCUGACAAGAAUUUCAAACAAGUGCUAGAGAAUUUAUCAUUUGCAUUUAUUUUGUAUAUACAUUUGAUUAUUGUAGUACUGUGAUGAUAGAUAAUAAGUAGUAAUUGUUUUA